This is a messenger RNA of Branchiostoma floridae (Florida lancelet), 1805 nucleotides long. Its product is annotated as kelch-like protein 11. Gene Ontology annotation, molecular function: protein binding. The record is from RefSeq and is a predicted model, not a curated record. The transcript is spliced from 3 exons. Bases 53 to 1789 code for a protein of 578 amino acids. Lineage: Eukaryota; Metazoa; Chordata; Leptocardii; Amphioxiformes; Branchiostomatidae.
GUUCUCCAGUGAACCUGUACGGGAAUUCUGUACCAGUGACCACCCUGGAAGUAUGUUGCAGAACCUAAAGGAGCUGAGAGACACUGGCACCCUUUGUGAUAUUACACUGGUUGUGGGAAGUAGAGAGAUAUUUGCCCACCGAGCAGUGCUGGCUGCAGGCAGCCGUUACUUUGCCUCCAUCUACCGCAGUGACUACACAGAGACGCAUGCCAGCAGGAUUGAGCUGGGGUCCCUGGACGCUGGGGGAGUUGAGACCGUAGUUCAGUACAUUUAUACAGGUGUCAUCAAACUGACACUGGGGAAUGUUCACGUGGUUCUGGCAGCAGCCACACACCUGGAUGUGCUCCAUCUGAAGGACUACUGCCAACAGUUCCUAUCUGACAACAUCAGUUUGGGCACAUGUCUCAGUGUGUGGGCAGUGGCUGACUUAUAUGAUAUGGAUGAGCUCAAGGUUCAGGCCCUCAAGUUUAUUCUGGACAACUUUACCAAGAUUAUAACGAUGGAAGAUGUUCUGGAGCUUCCCAUGGAGCGUCUUCUUGAGCUGCUGCUCAAAGACGAACUGUUUGUGGACAAGGAGGAGGCCCUGUUUGAGCUGGUUGUGAAGUGGACAAAGUAUGACGUUGUAAAUCGUAGGGCCACGUUUCCAAAACUCCUGGCCUCUUUACGUAUUCCACUGAUGGAACUGGAAUACGUCAUCAACAACAUGAAGUCAGAGCCAUUACUGAACGAGUUCCCUGAGUGCCUGUCUCUCACUGAUGAAGCAGUCUCAUACUUGAUGAGACCUCAGUUGUCAGACUUACCUCCAACAGGUCUCAACACAAGACCUCGACUAGGUACUCUCAAGGAUGUCAUUGUGGUCUGUGGUGGGCAGUCAGAGGCUGUGCUUGAGGAUGGCAGCAGGUGGACCAUUGCAAAUGUGCCGGCCUUGGCGUAUGUCAUCGAUGAAGACCGAUGGGUUGAUCUGAAGGGAAGCCCCCCACGAAACCCAGUUGAAAUGUUUAACCUUUCAGACACCGUCUAUGUCGCUAGCAGAGGAAAUCAUGACUUGAGGGACACCUCCACUCAUAGGUACCGGUUCUUCUGUUACAACACAAAGAUGGAGUAUGGCGCUCGAUGGGUGCUGCCCCAGGGGAUGGAGCUGGAGCUACCUGGUGUCAUGUCCAAUAUGAUGCGAGGUGGCGUGCUGACUGCAGUCACACCACAGGCAAUGUUCCUGCUUGAUACUUUAGGAUGGAACUCAGCCACCAGGUCACACCUCAGACUAAUGUUUUGCUUUGACACAAUCACCAAAAGAUGGCAGCAACUGUCUAACCUACCGGAUGACUUGAUUGUUGGGUAUUUGAAACCACUUGUCAUUACGGUGGGAGAAGAUCUGUACAUUCUUAAUGGCACCACUGUAUUCAAAUACAACCAGAGCCUGGGCUGGACACGUGACUCAUUUUACUCUCUUCCUUGGCACGAUGAAGUGACAGUACUUCAGACAUGGCUGAAGGCAAAUUACAGUGGUCAACACUACGGCACCCUCCCAGAGUCAUCAGGAGACCUGAUGGACAUCACUGCACGGAUACGUCGAGGAUUUCCGGAGCCCAAACUGGAAGGGUGUUCUGUGUGUGUCUACAAGAAGGAUAUCUAUGUUAUUGGUGGGCUCAAGGACUAUUUUAUGGUGGACACGGUGUACAAGUAUGACUGUAAGGAGCAGCAAUGGCACAAGCUGUGUAAACUGCCCACUCCACGCUCCUGUGCCAUGUGUUGCUAUGCAAAGUUGCCAUACAAAGCCGUCAUGCACUGACCAUUUUAGAAGCCCU